AUGGCUCUCUGGCUCCAAACAGCUGCUCUGCUUGUGGUGGUGGCUCUGUCGACCACAAGCACCGAUGCCGUCACCGCCCAACACCUGUGCGGGUCGCACCUGGUGGACGCACUCUACCUGGUGUGCGCAGAUGAGGGCUUCGUCUUCAAUCCUAAGAGAGCUGUGGACCCCCUACAGGGGUUCCUGCCUCCAAAAUCUGGCCAGGAGAACGAGGUGGGAGAGACCAUCGUCUCGAGGAGGGGGGUUAUGGGAGAUGGAAUUGUGCAGCAGUGCUGCCACAAGCCCUGCAGCAUCUUCGAGCUUCAAAAGUACUGUAGCUCGUUCCACAACUGA
Messenger RNA from Sardina pilchardus (European sardine), 333 nucleotides. RefSeq names its product insulin-like. Gene Ontology annotation, molecular function: hormone activity. Gene Ontology annotation, cellular component: extracellular region. The transcript has 2 exons. Lineage: Eukaryota; Metazoa; Chordata; Actinopteri; Clupeiformes; Clupeidae. Bases 1 to 333 code for a protein of 110 amino acids. The record is from RefSeq and is a predicted model, not a curated record.